Molecule: messenger RNA, 777 nt
Organism: Penicillium griseofulvum
Lineage: Eukaryota; Fungi; Ascomycota; Eurotiomycetes; Eurotiales; Aspergillaceae
Product: Sec63 complex subunit SEC66
Exons: 3
Coding region: 1-777 (258 amino acids)
Biological process (GO): post-translational protein targeting to membrane, translocation
Cellular component (GO): Sec62/Sec63 complex
Source: RefSeq, a predicted model, not a curated record
AUGUUCGAUGUGGACUGGCUCAGUCUUGCCGUCCCAAUCGCCUACCUAGGCAUCUUAUUGGGAUCGCUUGCCACAUUCUCCUCCCUCUACCGCAAGCGCAAGUCCCACAAGGCAGCGUCUCUAGAGCCAUGGUUCCCUGCCCACGUUCAGCGCGAUAUCUACUUCUCUCUCCUCCACCUUGAACCCUCUACAACAAAUGAGAAGACCCCCGCCAUUCCCGACUCUAUCUUCAAGGCUUCUCUUCUCCGUCGCGCAGCUGAAGACAUCCGUCGGAUUAUGGCACUGCGCAGCCAGAAGCAAGCUCUCACAACACUCGUACAACGUGGUAGUGUCGGUGAUGAUCUCUGGCAGCGAUUCCAGCGCGCGGAGAAGGAGAUGGAAGACGAGGUCAAGGAUGUGGUUUCAGAGGCAAAUGCAUACGUCCCCGGCUGGGGUCAGACUAUCUUCCAGUCCGCUAACGAAAUGAUGAAUAACGAUAUCUACCGCAAGCGCAUGGACGAUCAACAAAAGAAAUUGGAGGAGGAGCGCGAGUGGUGGAGCAAGAAGAAGACUAGUAUUCAGGAGGGAUUCAUGAAGGAGUUGAAUGAGGGCUCAGUGGCCUCUACCGACGCAGCUAAGACUACCAGCACAGCCAAGUCCUCUGAGGCUGCAUCCACCCCUGCCGCCCCUCUUUCUGUCCAGGGCAGCGAUGAUGAUGCCGUUCUUGUGGAGGCAGAAACCUCGAAUACGCCUGGUUCGCCAAGCGCAAAGAAGAAGAAGGGCAAGGGCAAGAAAUAG